Messenger RNA from Dinoponera quadriceps, 5025 nucleotides. RefSeq lists its product as uncharacterized. NCBI's taxonomy places the organism in Eukaryota, Metazoa, Arthropoda, Insecta, Hymenoptera, Formicidae. The coding region runs from base 132 to 3347 and encodes 1071 amino acids. The record is from RefSeq and is a predicted model, not a curated record. The transcript has 5 exons.
GACACGAGACGUCCGAAACGAACUCGUGCGAUCAGCUCGACUCCCUGACUAACCUCUGCGGAACUGCGCGUGGCGCGCGAGAUCUGACGUAAUCUCCAAUAACCGGCCUGGCGGCAGACUCCUCGGCGAUAAUGCUCGACGAUAACGGAAAACGCUGUGUCGAGCCAAAGCCUGCCAGUGCGGCUCGUCCAAGCAAAAUGGUUGAAAUGCAGCAACGCUUCAGCUCAUUGCCAGGACUGAUUUCGGACAUGCAGAAGUUGCUCAUGAUGAACGAUCAGCUAUGUGGGCCAUUGAAGAUUUUCCAGUCACGAGCAACUACAGAGACCUCCAACAGCAUCGAUCAAAUCGUACAUGGCAUUCUCGAGAUAUACAACACAUGCAACAUACUGCCAGUGCACGAGCAGGGAAAGUUCAAGAUACAUGUCGACCCGAAGACUGAUGUACCAGUUAUUACAAGUAUCCAGGUGAUGCUGUUGAACACCAAUUUCUCCUCACAAUAUCGUCUGGCGGAAGAUACGUUACACGGUCAUCAAGUGGGCUUGUGGCCGAUCAUGUCGCCGUAUCUGUUCAUUCAGAUAGUCUGGGGCCUACACUGCGAGGAGCUGCUGCCGAGAUUCGUGCUUUACGUGCCGCUGGAGCUGUCCAUCGAGAUCCUCUCCGCGAUUAUACCAUGUUUGGCGCAGCUUGGAUUCGAGCGAGCCGUGAAUCUCGUGACACAGCUUGUUAAUUACAUGUACAAAUUCAUCUACAAACUAGCCGUCACUGGCACGCAGGUAGAGCCGUGCGAAGAAUACAUGAACCAGUUGCAGGCGAAUUUCCAAGAGUUGUUAGACCAGCUGUCCAAUCCGAGAGUGACACGUUUGCCCGACCUGUCCGAACAGUUGAGGUACGAGCAUCAAGGGAUCAUUCUGAAGAACAUCGUUCGCAUGAACAAGCUGUGCGCAACAGAGAGGAUAAACGGCGGCGUGCUGGACGGUUGUGAGAAAUUCUACGCGCUCACAUUCGGCAAUGAAAUGUACCUGAAACUACCAGCCAAGCAGCUGCAGUCCUGUAUCAACGAGAUGGACCAGUCUCUGAUAACGCUGUUGAUAAAUCACUUGAAAGAGGUGAAUUGCCACAUGUACCUCGCCUGGGCUGAGACGGACGACCGUGAGAAUUCAUUGUUGAGCCUGCAGCGCGCAAUUAUCACCGAGUGCGUUUACUUCGGGAAAGUCGUACAGACGGACGCGAAGCUGCAGGAGGACCAAGAGCUACGGACGUGUCUGGAUCAGCUAAUAGGAUCGCAUAAGCAGCCGCAGCUGACGCUGGAGGAGAUCUACAACGGGGUGCAGUCGGGCCAGCUGACAAAUCUGAAGGAGCUUCUGCAGCGUUACCAAGAAUGGGACGAGUCGACGUUGGAGUUCGUCAAUGCGUGGCAAUCGCUGCUGCUGACCGAGGAUUUCCUGGUGUUAUUUCGCUAUUUGAAGCACACGUUUUCGGUGAAUCGUUACACUCAUCAGCAGAAAGUGUAUCUCCAGCGCAUGGUUAUGGAGAUAAUACUGAAGCGCAGCGUGAGGGACCUCUACGACAUCACGCUGUUGUACAUACUGCACCAUUACCAUGACCAUUUCCUGAUGAAUCUGUACGAUCUGUACGAUCUGCACGGCUUCUACCGGCUGAUGCAACAGUCGACGUGGGACAACUUAGUCUUCCUUAAGAGCCUGUUGAUACACAUGCUGCAUAGUCCCAAACAUGUGUUGACGGCUCUGAUCCACACGGCCGUCGACGUCAGCAACAGUUACAUGUGCACGCCGAAGCAACUUUUGAUAUUGCGGCCCUUCCUGUGCAUAAAGAUGCCGAACGAUACGACAUUAUUGACGGAGAUACUGUAUCAGAUGUGCAUGGACGCACAUCCUUGGGAGCCGAGGAAGUACGUGAGCCUGAUCGUUACGAUGUUGAAGGUCUCUGUCACCUCGCCGGAGGACAUCCUGAUCAACGUGUGCAUCCGUUACCUGAUGGAGAUGCCGUACGACUGCAACGUUAUGUGCAUCCUCACGAUUACUUGCAAGAUCAUCGAUACUUACAGCUUAAAGGCCGGCGUGAUGGAGUUGUGCCUGGUAGUGACGCGUAAGAUCAGUAACUGGCGCAAGUGCGAGCCGACGAAGAAGCGUGAGAAGGUGAACGAGCUGGUGUCGCAGCUGCUGCGCGUGCUGAGGAAAUGCGUGGGGAAGCAGCACCUCAUGACUGUCGAGCAGAAGCGGCUGGUGUUGAACACCCUGUUGCCACACAUCGAGCCGCUCGACAAGGCCGCUUUCCGACCUCUCCUGUACAUGAUGCAGAGGAACGUUCUCACCAUCGUCGACGAUUACGCGCGACGCUGCCACUCGGUGCGCGCGAAGUACAAACUGGCCCGCCGCGAGCACAGCGACAUCUGGCACUUCUUGGGCAACAUACAGCUGAAGAAGCAAGAUUUCAUCCGGCACAUGCUACUGCACGCCACCGACGCGGAGUUCAGGACGAACUGCUUGGAUAUCACGACCAAGUACUGGUUCUUCUUCGGAUGGCUCGAUGAAUUCGAUGCUUACGACAACGUCACGCGCAUCACCAUGGAGGCGAUACGCAUCACGAUCGAGUACCCAGAAGAGAUGCCGUGCGACGGCUUCUCCACGCUUUUGUCAAACUGCAUGCGUUUCACCCAGGUGUUCGCGGAGCAUCCGAAAGCCAAGGGUCAGGCGGAAAGGAUCCUGCGAGUCCUGCUGAACAAUAUGCAUUUUGUCCUCCGCAGCACGAGGCUCACGCAACGUUGGAAGGCAUUCGAUGUCCUUAUCAAAGAACUUGAGCUCGUCAUGACUUCGAAGACAACGUCUUUGUUGGCGGAUUUCUUGAACGAAGUUGCCAAGUUCAUCAAGGACAUGAUCUGCUGCAUGAACGACAACCAGAUUGACAACGGCUGGAUGAACGACAAUCAGACGAGCGACAACCAAAUAAGCGACAACCAGAUGAGUGACAAUCAGAUGAGCUACAACCAGAUAAGUGAUAACCAGAUGAACGACGACCAGAUGAGCGAUAACCAAAUGGACGAGGACCAGAUGAGCGAUAACCAGAUGAACGACGACCAGAUGAGCGAUAACCAGAUGAACGACGACCAGAUGAGCGAUAACCAGAUGAACGACGACCAAACAACCAUGAAUAAUGCGGCCUACGAAAUUAAUUUACCUAAUAAAGAUACUUACGGUAUGUUCGAUUCUUACAAGUUCAUAUGCGGUUGUUUUUCGGUACCAGGCACGGAGAACCAUCAAUUCAUCGCAAAGCUGGAGGAAAUAAUGUUCACAGAGGACUACUGUUGUCUCAAUUCUCAUCCGCUUUAGUUAGAAGACUAUGAUCGCUGCAACUCAUAUGUGAAGUCCCGAUGAUAUGAUGAUCUCAUGAUCGAUCAUUCGACGCGUUGGUAGACACGAUUCGGACUCGGACGUACGCUUCAAAUAGUAUCAAUAUCAUCCGCUCCUCCCACGGUUCGUGGAUUUUCGGACACGCAUCGUUCGGAAAAGAAAAUCGUACUGAAAUCCGAAUACCGUGACGAUUUGUCAAAAUUUGGAAACGUUGUCCAAAAAAGUUACAAUGUCAGAAUCAGUACAAUAAGAUAUUACGUCACGGAACAUAUCAACGUCUGAUAUUUUCGAUUUUCAAGUGUCUAGACACGCUUCAUUAUUUAUCUUCCGACUUAUUAUCGAGGAAUUAUUUAUUUUUCUACGAGAGUCACGUUUUUUUAAGUACAACACGUAGUAGAAAAAUGAAUAAAAAUCUACAUAGAAAUACAGUAUAAGAGGGAAAAAGAGAGAAAUGUUAUUUUGGGAAGGCUGUGCUGUCAGCAGGCUGUAUCGUUAGACAAGUUUCUUGAUAAGAAUGUCUAACGCUUUCUAUCGUUGCGUGAGCCUCGUGCUCCGGUGGACAAAGUACAUAUUAUUCAGCAGGAUUCGCAGGAUCCUGUCCGCCUGACACUGGCUUUCGGUUGCGCCGCGAACACCUGAUUUUUCGGAAUAAUCACAUAUUUCCGAUAUUUUGAAAAAAUAUUUCAAUAUGUCGAAGAACGUCCCAAUAUUUCGGAAGAUAUCUCUAAUAUUUUGAAAAUAUUUUAAUAUUUUGAAGAUACUCUAAUAUUAGAAAUAUAUUGUUUCCAAGUAUUUUUCUGCAUUUUGCAAGAUUGUCGCGGAUCAUCUCGAUUUUGGGAUUAUAAUUUUCCGGGAAUAAUCCCACUUAUCGAACUUCGAGCUUCGGAUUUUUCAGGACGAUACGUGUCCACCGUAUUCUUUCGCGUAUUCUUUCCUCGGGGGAGAAUCCACAAAAAUGGUUAAACGAACGUACAGGUCUAAAUGAUCUCCAGUUAUUAUUUCUCUCGCAAAAUGUAGACGAAUAUUUUCCACCACCAGCGUAGUGAUCGACGAUUUUUUUCGAAGUAUAUUUCGAAACCUCGCGGGUUGCAUACAAAGUGAGUCAACGUCAAGACGUUACGAAGUGCUCGCCAAAACGAUUCCUACGAUGCUGAAUUCAGGUUGAUACCGACAGCAUUUGGAACGUAUACUCGAUCGUUUAACAGGUUCCCCGCUAUUUUUUACCGAAUCGCGAUUAUGUUAACGAAAUUUCUUCAUCUACCUCCUAGCAAUUAGUUAGAAUAUAUCAUAGUGUCAAGAAUUAAAUUAUACACACAUAAAUGAGCAAUGACGGAUAUCUUCGAAAACUGUGAAGAUAUUUGCACGAGGAGUCGAAUUUUUAUUUAUUGAAAAUACAAACUAUACGGCCUUACGUUCACGCUGAUGAAUUCGCCUGUAUCGAGCGGAGGUCGUACUGAUUGCAUUUUCAGCUCAUUAGACCCCCGCCUGUGUCGCGUGGAAUCCUCGUCUUGCAAAAAGAUAUGUUCGUGCAGAAACCCGACGUGUCGUCGCGCGGUUUUCCGCAUACACAGACGAACGCAUAUGCGACAGAGAAAGUGAAUGUAGAGACGAAUAAGAAACGCGAAAUGAAAUAUAAAAAGGAUUUAUUUGAAACGUA